AUGACUGAUAUUGAAUAUCUCAAGAGCCUACAGGCAGUGCGUGACAGAGCUCAGUUGGUCUUAAAAGCAGCUGAGAAGGACGAACUUACUCAUUUUGCCUACGAUGCUUCGCUCAUGCCGAAGGCUGCUGACUUUGUUGCGGGUAUCAUAACUAGAGACUUUGGACCUGACCGAUUUGAUCAAAUUCCGCCUCAUGGAAGAUGGCAGCACUUUGACGUUGGCGGUGUGGCGCGGAUUGACCAGCUCGUUCACGAGUGGAAGCUCCAGGGCUUGAAUAAACAAGAAACCACACGUCGCUUGAUUGAUCUCUUUUUCGUUGCUGUGCUUCUUGAUGCUGGUGCUGGUGAUACUUGGUCUUUCACUGAGCCUGGGACUGGUAACGUCUAUGGGCGAAGUGAAGGUAUCGCUGUUGCAGCUUUGUAUAUGUUCAAGGCUGGUGCGUUUUCAAGCAACCAAGGCAAGGCUGAGUCAGUCGAUGGAAAUGCUUUGGCAAGUUUGGAAUUUGACAGUUUCCAUCAUCAUUUCCAACUUCAGCCGAAGAACAUGAUCGUGGGCGAGACUUCCCGUGUCAAGUUGCUGAAGGCUGUCGGUUUGUCCUUGUUGGCUCUACCCGACAUUUUUGGAACCGACGGAAGGCCUGGAAAUCUCGUUGACUACUUGAGCCAAAAUGGUGACAAUUCGGAGCCUCUGGACUUUGAAACAUUGUGGUCAGUCUUGCAAAAGACACUUCUUCCCGCUUGGCCGAAAGAUCGCACUCAUGUUGCCGGUGUUCCAAUCGGAGAUGCGUGGCCACUUGAGGUCCUGGCACGCAUCAACUCCGGCAAGCAAAGCGAGAACAACACGCUUGGCAUCCAACCAUUCCAUAAACUGACCCAAUGGAUGGCAUAUUCACUAACAGUGCCUUUCAUCAGAGUUCUACAACGCGAAUGGAAGAACCUCGAUCUGGGCACCGGACUCCCAGAGUACAGAAAUGGCGGUCUUUUCGUCGAUCUGGAGAUUCUGAAGCUGAAGGAAGAGACUCUGAAACAAGGGCUGGAUGCUUCUAAGCAAGAAUUGCCGAGUUUCAAUGCCACUGGAGAUGUGAUCGUUGAAUGGCGUGCGAUGACAGUGGCGCUACUUGAUGAGCUUCACAAGCUUCUUAGUGAUCAGUUCUCUGGACAAGGAAUUUCGUUGACUAUGCCACAAAUGCUGGAAGCCGGUACCUGGAAGGGUGGUAGGGAGCUUGCUGCUAAGUUCCGGCCCCUGACUAAGUCUAGUCCUAUCUUGAUUGAAGGUGAUGGGACCCUUUUCUGA
Molecule: messenger RNA, 1293 nt
Organism: Penicillium atrosanguineum
Lineage: Eukaryota; Fungi; Ascomycota; Eurotiomycetes; Eurotiales; Aspergillaceae
Product: URC4/urg3 family protein
Exons: 4
Coding region: 1-1293 (430 amino acids)
Source: RefSeq, a predicted model, not a curated record